Messenger RNA from Saccostrea cuccullata (small rock oyster), 3597 nucleotides. Its product is annotated as amiloride-sensitive amine oxidase [copper-containing]-like. Gene Ontology annotation, molecular function: copper ion binding; quinone binding; primary methylamine oxidase activity. Bases 4 to 2787 code for a protein of 927 amino acids. The transcript has a single exon. The record is from RefSeq and is a predicted model, not a curated record. NCBI's taxonomy places the organism in Eukaryota, Metazoa, Mollusca, Bivalvia, Ostreida, Ostreidae. Gene Ontology annotation, cellular component: plasma membrane. Gene Ontology annotation, biological process: amine metabolic process.
AGCAUGGAACAAAACGGUUCGAAUAAUCAUAACAACAUGCCCAGUGAUUUUUAUUCAUUUUCUCCACAAACUGAAUCCAAAAGAAAAACAAAAGCUGUUAGGUCCACAGUGUGUGCUCAGGUGACGGGCGUGGCCCUUUUCUGUGUGGGGCUGGUGGUUGGGCUCCUCAUCGGGAUUUACGGCUUUAAUGGGGUGGGAAAGAACGAAAUCCAUCACUCCAAUCAAAACCCUACUCAGAGUAAACGCGUUGAUCCAAGCCGAAACAGAGACUCAAACACUCUAAUGCCAACAAACAGUGGAACCAAAGAUAAUAUCCACAGUCACAAACCACAUGACCACGGACACAGCCAUGUGCCAAGAGAUUCUCGGAAAACGACUCCCUCAACGCGAGAUUCUCAUGAGCACAGUCAUGAUCACGCUCCAGUGGACUCUCAUGGACAUAGUCAUGCACAUGAUGGACACAGUCACGCACAUGGGCAUUCACAUCACCCUUCAAAUAACAUUCAUGAAUCCCCAAAUAUUGAAAGCACUCUGCCUCAAACGGACACCGGAUUGGACAAGGAGGAGGAGUCCAUGACUUGUGAACCAUGUAAAUGGACUUAUCCGGUAGACGAAGAAACCAAACCGGAACUGUUCGCUCCCAUUAAGUCCAAUGAGAUGGUUAAAGCUAGGGAAGCACUUUACCGAGAACAGAUAAUAACAGUCAAACCCCGUCAAAAGCUGGCGUAUAAUGAGUCAUACGUUCAAUCCAUGUACCUCUUCCCGCCAAAUAAAGCAGAGGCACUCGAAUACUUAGAUAAAGACGGACCGUUUCCGGGACGAUAUGUAACGGUAAUGGUCGUGGAAGGGGCUAGAAAAGAACCACAACUAAUGAAAUACAAAGUAGGACCUCUUGAAGGUGAUGUAGAAAACAUAACAGUAACUCCUUUGUUGAAACCCAAUGAGGUGCCAUUCAGCAACCGUCCGUAUGAUUCUAUUGAGACAAGAGAGUUAAUUAUUACAGUGAUGGACGCCCUUUAUCGCAUUAAUCCCAUGAUGCAAGAGUGCUUUGAUUCCAGAUCACCGUACAGAGAUAUGAGUGUCAUGCCAAAUGGUCCCUUCAUUCACAAUGGAGAACGCACCAGUCGGUGGACUGCAGGUUUGAGGGGGCUUGGAGACAAAGAUUUCGACUUUCUGAAUGUGCUUCCUCUGAACGGAUUAAUAUAUCACGGUGGACAAGACCCGUCAAAAUGGCGUGUUUAUAAUAUUUUCUAUCUAAACCAGGGUCCGUUUGAUACUGUUGAAGAUCUCUACGAAGCCUACAACUCUACAUCCCUGUACAAAAUCCGUUACCCUAAAGGCACAAGGGAACUGAUAAAAGAAAUCACGUUCCCCAAACGCCAGUUAUCCUACCCCGUGCGUCCGAAUUCUGAUCGAACUGGUGCAAAAACGAUAGAACCAACUGGACCUCGAUACAAAAUGAGAGGACAUACUAUAACGUGGCUGGGGUGGCAGUUUUCAGUGACCACCACCCAACACCGAGGUCCGGCAGUGUUUAAUGUAAAGUUUCGAGGGGAAAGAGUUGUCUAUGAAAAUGCAUUGAAUGACAUAGGGUUACUGUAUUCUGCCGACGGUUCAGGACAAGACAACAUUUUCUAUACAGACUCUACGUUUGGUCUGGGAGAAUCAAAGGCAGCUAUUUCUGAUAUCGACUGUCCCUCACAUGCAUCCUAUAUGAGAAGUGUUAUGUGGAACCCCGUGGCAAUGAGAGGAACAGAGAGAGUUACUAUUUGUAUAUUUGAAAUGGACGCCCAAGAACCAAUCUAUCGCCACAAAGGCGAUGAUAUCGAAGUGGGCAUGCGCAACCGAUACCUGGUGGCUCGGUAUCCGACUCAGCUUGGUAACUACGAUUACUUGAUUGAUUUCCAGUUUCAUCUUGACGGCAAAAUUGUUACCACUGCUACGGCCCCGGGAUUUAUCCAGGCUUCCUACUACAAUACCCUUAGCGCUUUCUACAACCCCGAGGAACCAGGACGGAAUCCGUUUGGUUACCGAGUGUCCAAUGACAUUAUAGGACCUAUUCACGAUCAUACUUUUGCUUUUAAAGUAGACCUGGACGUGGUCAGUGAGAAGAAUGACUUUGAACUGAUUCAUUGGAAGUAUGGCGAUGUAAUGGACGCCCUCAAGACAACAAAGAAGGAAAAUCUCACGUAUCCAAACUAUUUCUUUCACAACCAAACACGGUUUGUAGAAUGGGAGCACAUUAAAAAUGAAAAAGUCCUGGAUAUUGAUUCCAAAAAUCCUAAAUUCUGGACGUUCGUAAACAAUAACGCAAAAAAUUACUGGGAAGUGAGCAGAGGAUAUCGCUUGGUACCUAUGCACUCGGGAACUCAGAACAUACAGAGCGAUCAUCCGGAAUUCACACAUAUAUCGUUCACUGAGCACCACCUCACGGUUACCAAGAGGAAGGAGGACGAACAGUACGUCAAACCAAUUUACAACCCUGCUAACCCGAAGGACCCAGAAGCUUCUAGAAAGUAUGUCAAAGACAUGGUUAACGGAGAGUCUAUAGAGAAUACGGACCUCGUAGCGUGGGUCGCUCUUGGAUUCCUCCAUAUUCCUACGUCAGAGGAUGUACCUAUGACAACAAAGGUCACUUCCGGUUUUACUUUGAAACCGUUUAACUUUUUUGAUAGCACUGCAGUGUUUGAUAUGCCGUCUCACGCAGUUGGCGCCAAUAAAACCCUGAUUGACCAGGAGCCUGCGGAGCCGCCAUGUCUGUACGUGCCCUACAGCGUUCAGGGAUGAGGCGACUCACUUAUAUAAACCGAACACUCCAAGUUGGGCAGUGAUGGCCAUUCUAAUUUUCAGUUUUGAAGAAAUGUCUCUAGUUCAUAAACAUAUGCAUCUACAUUUUUUUUUCAUGUGAGGAGUUAUUGAAGUUUUCAUAUGACGUUGGUAAAGUCCCUACAGUAUAUUUUAGCUGUAUGUCUGCUGUAUCAUCGUUCAUAGCUUGCCAGUGCACGUAUUUGUGGGCAGAACCUCUUCUUUAUAACAUGAAUUUGUGAGGGGUAUUUUAUUCUUUUUAUGUAAUACAUAAGUCUAGAACAAGGGGUAAAUCUAUAGGGGAGAGAGAUUUCGUCCGAACUGUGCAUGUAAAGAAAACAUCUUUAAAGUAAGUAGACGUCUUUUUGAAGUAUUUUUAGAGUGCAUAUCAGUUACGGAAUGGAUCAGUCUGUUGAGCACGAACGUGAAAAGCCGUACCUUCGAUAUAUAUAAUACAGUGCUUAGGAGCUUUACUUGAACAUUACAAACGAAGUAUUACAUUUGCCUGGUUCUGUGAAGUGAUCGUGAGUUUUACCUAGAUUUGCAUAAUUCAUCAGUGUUCUAACUUCAGCUCGGUGCACCGUUAGUUUUUUUUGUUAUUUGAUGGAUGACACUCUAACGGCAUGAAUCUUCCACGGAGAAGUUAUUCCCCCUCAUUCAUCAGAAACUUGCCUUAAAGGCUUUGUACAUCUUGCAGUUUCUUCUUUUUAUUUGAUCUCAAUAAGUAGCAUUUUGCAAUAUGCAAAUCAUGUAUGUACAUUGAUAUUCAUUCUAUCAUUAAAAACAUUUUUU